Leptonychotes weddellii (Weddell seal) is the source of this 1623-nucleotide messenger RNA. The record is from RefSeq and is a predicted model, not a curated record. NCBI's taxonomy places the organism in Eukaryota, Metazoa, Chordata, Mammalia, Carnivora, Phocidae.
AUGGAGCUGUGCAUGGGCUGCGGCCUCGGCGCCGACUUGCACGGCCCCUCGUGUGUGUCCCCCACGCUCUCCCCCGCCCCCCAGUACAUCGAUGCAAUCAGCAACAAGCAGGGUGAGCUGGAGAACUACGUGUCGGACGGCUACAAGACGGCCCUGACCGAGGAGAGGAGGAGGUUCUGCUUCCUGGUGGAGAAGCAGUGCGCCGUGGCCAAGAACUCCGCUGCCUACCACUCCAAGGGCAAGGAGCUGCUGGCACAGAAGUUGCCACUGUGGCAACAGGCCUGCGCCGACCCCAACAAGAUCCCGGACCGUGCGGUGCAGCUGAUGCAGCAGAUGGCCGGGAGCAACGGCUCCGUCCUCCCCAGCGCCCUGUCGGCCUCCAAGUCCAGCCUGGUCAUCUCAGACCCUAUCCCGGGGGCCAAGCCCCUGCCGGUGCCCCCCGAGCUGGCCCCGUUUGUGGGGCGGCUGUCUGCCCAGGAGAGCACGCCCGUCAUGAAUGGCGUCUCGGGCCCAGAUGGUGAGGACUACAGCCCCUGGGCCGACCGCAAGGCCGCCCAGCCCAAGACCUCAUCUCCUCCACAGUCCCAGAGCAAGCUGAGCGACUCCUACUCCAACACGCUCCCCGUGCGCAAGAGCGUGGCCCCGAAGAACAGCUACGCGGCCACUGAGAACAAGACCCUGCCGCGCUCCAGCUCCAUGGCGGCUGGCCUGGAACGCAACGGCCGCAUGCGGGUGAAAGCUAUCUUCUCUCACGCGGCCGGGGACAACAGCACCCUGCUGAGCUUCAAGGAGGGAGACCUCAUCACCCUGCUGGUGCCUGAGGCCCGCGACGGCUGGCACUACGGGGAGAGCGAGAAGACCAAAAUGCGGGGCUGGUUUCCCUUCUCCUACACCCGGGUUCUGGACAGCGAUGGCAGCGACAGGUUGCACAUGAGCCUGCAGCAGGGGAAAAGCAGCAGCACGGGGAACCUCCUGGACAAGGAGGAGCUAGCCCUCCCGCCCCCCGACUACGGUGCAGCCUCCCGUGCGUUCCCUGCCCAGGCAGCCGGCACCUUCAAGCAGAGGCCCUACAGUGUGGCUGUACCUGCCUUCUCCCAGGGUCUAGAGGACUACGGAGCGCGGGCUGUGAGCAGGAAUCCCUUCGCCAACGUCCAGCUGAAGCCGACAGUGACCAAUGACAGGUCUGCUCCCCUCCUCGGCUGAUGGCCAAGUCCCCGCCGCUGCCCGCCAGGCCCCUCUUCUUCUCCUCCCCCACCCACACACACACCUCUUUUGUAACAGUCUGUGUGGUCCCUGUCUAGAGAAUGUUCUCCUCCUUCCACGCCCUUCACCUGCCUGGCUCUGCCCCCACUUCAGUCUGGCCUGGGCUGGAUCCCGGCCGUUUCUUCGGAGGUGGCCCCUGGGCCGUGGCCGAGGAGAGUGAGUGGGGCCGGCCCCAGAGCUGGGAGCUGCCCCCUGGGCGGUGCGGCCAGCCUCUCAGGCAGGCCCGCCUGGCUGUGUGGGCCGUGGCCCCCCAGGUGCAGGGAAGGGUGUUCGGUCAGCCUGUAGCCGGAAGGGGAGCCCGGCUCCCACACUGCUCGGAGCUCCCAAGUGUCUGGUCAAUAAACAGGCUGACCCACCUGU